Messenger RNA from Lactuca sativa (garden lettuce), 1122 nucleotides. RefSeq lists its product as uncharacterized. The record is from RefSeq and is a predicted model, not a curated record. NCBI's taxonomy places the organism in Eukaryota, Viridiplantae, Streptophyta, Magnoliopsida, Asterales, Asteraceae.
GUUGGAAGGGAGAAUCUUUUAACGCGGCUAGUUGACUCAUACGCCUUGAUUGAAGGCAAAACAGGGAUACAAGUACUUCAUCACCAUCAUCCAUACAUUCAUCAUCCUUUUCAGUUUUCAUCACUACUUCGAUUCUAUUUAUUUCUACUUAAUAUACCAAUGCAUAUGCCAUAAACAAGAUCUUGAAAUAGGGUUUUACUUUUCCUCCAUAAUCAUCUGUUGAUUUACCAUUUUGGUUUUGGUUGCGUUUUUAUUACAUUUUUUAUUUUGAUUUCCCAGAAUUCCGGCGUUAGUUUUGGUUUUUAACAGAGAAUUAUGGGGCCGAUGGUGUUACGGACACCACCUGUAAAGUGCUAUUCCAAAAAUUCGUCUCCGGUGGCAUUGCCGCCGGGCUCCUUCUCAUCUGGUGGUGGUGGUGGUGGUUUGGAUUAUAUUGAGCAUACUGUCUCCAAAUUUGAUACGCUUGUUGGUGUCGCAAUAAAGUAUGGUGUCGAGGUGGUUGAUAUUAAGAGGAUGAAUGGCUUGAUAGCAGAUCAACAAAUGUUUGCUUCAAAGUCUCUUAAGAUACCUUUACGAGGGAAACAUUCACCAUCCCCAAUAAUGUCAAACAGAUCAACCAAACAUGUGGUGAUAUGUGACAGUGAUACACAUUCUGAUUUGUUUGAUUCAAUCAAGUCGUUGAAGUUAUCAGCUUAUUGUCAACUUGACAACUCACUAUGCAUGAACAAUUUCCGAAUCUAUUAUGGAAGUAAGCCAAAUGAUGGGAAUGACAUUAGUGAAAGCUUGGAAAUGUCCGUUUAUCGUAAAGAAAGUAGCUACUAUUUCGAAAAUGAACACAAAACAUCCCAAACUUCCAAUUCCUUUGUGGGUGUUCAUCAAAAGACUAAAAUUGUAGUUGAUGCGGUGUUGGAGACGGAUGAUAUGUCGAUCACAAGUUCAAAAAAUGAUGGUUUUGAUAAAUAUUUUGAGAAGUUAGUAAGGAGGCGUAACGGAAAAAUUACAAUUCACUAAUACAUAUAAUAGAUCAUAUGAUAGACAUAGGAAAUGUAAAUCGUAAUGUGUCUGAACUUUGAAUUUUAAAUCUGAAAUUAUAAGACUCAGAGUACAUUUUCAAUUGGUAAA